AUGGAACAGAAGAAGAAGGACUUGGAAGGUAAUAAUUCUAACUGGAAUUCUUCCGCUAAGUACAAGCAAUGGCUGGACAAGUUAGUUUAUAUAGGCAUUCGAGAAAGUGUUGCUUAUGGAUCGAAGAAGGACUUGGAAGGAGGAAUUUCGAUUCUGACUGGUCAUGUAUCAGCUGAGCAACUUGUGAAGUAUGUAUUAUACUGUGAGUGGUUGAUUUAUGCAGCCUGGAGGUUGGAAGACAAUUUAUCAUCAUUGCUUCAGGCUAUUGGAGCAACUGAAAAGGAACAAAUAAAUUUUUUACAUGAUUGUUGUCAACUGUGCAUCUUUCUGUGCACAGGAACGAAGUUGCAGAGGCUUGUGGGGAAAAUUGAAUUUGUAAAUGUAUCCUUUUACUAUCCUUCAAGGUCAAUGGUACCUGUUCUAGAGCACGUAAACAUUUCUGUACGGAUUAAUGAAAUGGUGGCAAUUGUUGGUCUCAGUGGUAGUGGGAAAAGCACAUUAGUGAAUCUUUUGCUUCGUCUCUAUGAGCCAACCAGGGGAGAGAUUUUGGUUGAUAGUUUUCCUCUUAGAAAGUUGGACAUUAGGUGGUUGCGGGACAGAAUUGGAUUUGUUGGACAGGAACCCCAUCUUUUUCACAUGGAUGUGAAAUCAAACAUUAGUUAUGGUUGCUCAAGAGACAUCAAACAGCAAGAUGUAGAAUGGGCUGCGAAACAAGCCAAUGCUCAUGAAUUUAUCUCAUCUCUUCCCAAUGGUUAUGAGACCAUCGUUGAUGAUGGUUUGCUCAGUGGGGGUCAAAAGCAGCGGAUUGCUAUUGGUAGGGCCAUUGUUAGAGACCCUGCUAUUCUAAUCCUUGACGAAGCCACCAGUGCUCUGGAUGCAGAAAAUGAAUAUUGCAUUGCAGUAAGCACAUUUAUUUCUUCCACUAUUAAAAUAUCAUCCAGAAAAUCAGUAGACAAAAUAAAUAAAUAAAUUUACUAGAUUACUGUACUUGUUGAUACAUCAUUUGCUGUAUUUUUUAGAGGCUUCUUCAUGCUUUCAGAAAUGACUGUAGAGU
Messenger RNA from Camellia sinensis, 1054 nucleotides. The record is from RefSeq and is a predicted model, not a curated record. Lineage: Eukaryota; Viridiplantae; Streptophyta; Magnoliopsida; Ericales; Theaceae.